Molecule: messenger RNA, 597 nt
Organism: Rangifer tarandus platyrhynchus (Svalbard reindeer)
Lineage: Eukaryota; Metazoa; Chordata; Mammalia; Artiodactyla; Cervidae
Source: the annotation of a GenBank genome assembly
AUGGAGCUGCCGGAUCCGGUCCGCCAGCGGCUGGGAAACUUCAGCCGGACCGUGUUCAGCGACUCCAACCGGACCGGGCCGGAGUAUAACGAGGGUCCGGAUAAUGAAAUGGUUUCCAGUUUGGCACUGCAGAUGUCACUUUAUUUUAACACUUACUUUUUCCCACUUUGGUGGGUGAGCAGCAUUAUGAUGCUUCAGAUGAAGUAUUCCAUCUUGCCUGAUUACUACAAGUUCAUUGUGGUCACCAUUAUCAUCCUGAUAACUUUAAUUGAAGCUAUCAGGUUGUAUCUGGGCUACAUGGGGAACCUUCAGGAGAAGGUUCCUGAGUUGGCUGGCUUCUGGCUUUUGAGCCUUCUGUUGCAGUUGCCUUUAAUUCUUUUCUUGCUCUUCAAUGAGGGCCUAACAAAUCUGCCCUUGGAGAAAGCAGUACAUAUCAUCUUCACUAUAUUCCUUACUUUCCAAGUUGUUUCAGCAUUUCUUACCUUGAGGAAAAUGGUAAAUCAGCUGGCAACUCGUUUCCACCUCCAAGAAUUUGACCGGCUGUCUGCAAGCCGAGGAGACAUGCGAAGAGUGAGGUCCUGUAUAGAAGAGAUUUGA